This is a messenger RNA of Harpegnathos saltator (Jerdon's jumping ant), 2580 nucleotides long. RefSeq names its product Ionotropic receptor 94d. The transcript is spliced from 6 exons. The coding region runs from base 278 to 2221 and encodes 647 amino acids. The record is from RefSeq and is a predicted model, not a curated record. NCBI's taxonomy places the organism in Eukaryota, Metazoa, Arthropoda, Insecta, Hymenoptera, Formicidae.
UCGAUAUUACGAUCUGACGUAAUAAUAGCGCGCGCGCGUUAUCUUUUAAACGCAAAUGGACGAGGCGGUCUGAGUAUUUACGACGAUAGCAAACGGCAGAUUAGAAAACGCGGCUGUCUACGCUUAUCUACGAGCGAUCGAUAAAUUACAAGCGGCGAGGAGAACGGCAGGUUUUCACCCCGCGGGAAAUAAAAUCGUAAGACAGCCCGACGUUUGGCUUUGACGGAACCGCCACGCUCGCCACGGAACUCCGCUCUGUGUGUGCGGGGAACUUUUGAUGGAAAAAGUUGGAUUUCAUCGUCAGGAGGAGGCAUUUGGCAACGGCAUGUCGAACGGCGUAUCUCUCUGUGUUCUCCUCUCGCUGCUAAUCGCGAACGUCGCGUCGUCGGAGGAAGAAAUCAACUUCCAUAACGUGGUCGAUGUUACGAUUUUGAUCCUGAGCAAAUGUAUGCCGCCGAAAAUUUCCGAAGAGACUUUAUUGCUAGGCGGGGAAUACAACGAUUUCCUCAAACGAGCACUCUUCAGUAUCAAGCCAGUAGCUCUGAUAGCCGAGUCAAAGUACAGCGCUCUCGACAACUUCACUCGGACGAAGUACUCUUACCAUCAGUAUCUCAGCUAUCGCUUCAUCCACUUCCUGAGGAAGGUGCACCGUUUCGUGCUGGUGACGUCCUCGCAGCCGCUCCUGCGAUCUGUUCUCCAGAGAACGAAGGAUUCGCCGUGGGCGAACGCGGACGGAUUUUACAUCCUGAUCGACAGGCAAACCGCGACGCGAGGCUGUGUAAACGCCCGCUCGUACCUCCGGGCGGCUUGGGAAUACGACUUGCUGUCCGUCGUGUUCAUAUGCAUCGACCCGAGUGAUGGGAUCGUCUACUACACGUUCAAUCCGUAUUCAAAUCACACGUCGGACGGUUGGCAGCAGGAUAGCGUUUACAAAGGACUAAACAACCACACGUGGACAAUGUUCAAGAAGAAAUUCGCACACGAUGAAGACAUAUGCAAGGACUUGGACUUCGACAGGACGACCAGUCUGAACGGCUACAAGAUCCGCUUGAACGCCAUUCAGAUGGAGCCGUUCUUGAUGAUCAACCUGACCGAGGACGGCCUGAACAAAUUCGCCGGUGACAACAGCGAGGUCAUCAAGGUGCUCUUCCGCAAGCUGAAAGCCUCCCUCACCAUUGAAGUUUACAACGGCACCACCUACGACCUCGGCGGUAUAGGGCCCAAUGGCACCCUGUGGGGCAUGCUGGCCGCAGUGGGUGACGGAAAGGUGGACAUGGGCAUGAACACGAGGUCGUUGUUCGUAAUGUGGAAGCUCAGGUACACGUAUCCUCACACAAGAUCGGGCCUGUGCGUAAUGUCGCAGCCGAAGCAGCAGAUCUCGGAGUUCACCAAACUAAUAACGUUCCUCCAGCCGCCGGUGAUGGCGGGCGUCUUCAUCGUUUGCCUGCUCACCUAUGCGGUUUUCACGAGGAGCCAGGGAUACGCUCGCGCCGCGCUCGAGGUGACGAGGCUCUUGGUCUGCGUGACGAUCCUGCACCCGCCGAGGAUCAGUUCCGCCCGGAUCUUCCUGUGCACGGUGUUCAUUCUGUUCCUCAACGUGAACUCCUUGUUUCAAAGUCGCUGGUCGUCCUUGCUCACCGCGCCGGUCUACUACGACACCAUCAACAGCUUCGACAGUAUCAAGGCACACGGAUACAAGAUAUACGGGCCGGGGGCCUUGAAGAAUUUCUUCAGUGACAACGUCCUCCAGUCGCGCUACAUCACGGUGCCGACGAGCGACGAGUGCAAGAGGUUCGUGAAGAACUCGACGGAGAAUGUGUGUACUGGUGAUUGCUACCACAUGUAUCACAAAAUCCGGAACGAGGAUCUGGCCAAGUCGAGGAACUUGCGCGACACGACGCUUACGUAUGUCACCCGCGAGGACUGGCCGUUGUACAGACGAGUGAACAACGCUAUCCAGCAGAUGGUGGAGAGCGGCUUGGUCAACAAGUUCCGCGCCGACAGCCUCGGGAAGCUCCGGAGAAGAAGACUGAUGAGAAGCGCGAGGAAGAAGAACUUCAAGGUGAUGCUGCUGUCGCAGCUGGCCUUCAGCUUCUAUAUCCUCGGUAUCGGCUACAGCUGCGCCACUGUGGUCUUCAUGAUGGAGCUGUUGAUCGGUAGAUCGCGCGGUAGUCGGAGAGCGAGGAAAACACAAGCGAGAAACAGUCGCAACAAAUAUUGAAAUUGCGAAACUAUAGGAAUUGGAACUAAAGGUCCGACUCGCAAUGGAAUGGGACAGGUCAACGGGAAGAUUGCUAAAGGGAGCUUCCCAACCACAGUCGAUCGCUUUUUCGAUUUUUAAUACAGUUGUUUGUUCAAACGAACUUUUCCCGGUCGCGGUGUUGUUUCUCGUACGCCUCUUGGAUUCUCAGAUGGGGACCUUGAUUAUCAGGUUGAUCAGAAAGUCUUUUCGUGCAAACAGGAAGAAGGAUUGCUCAUCGCGAUCACUGUAAGCUUGAAAAUUCUGUUCUUGAAAAAGAGCACUGGUCCUGGAAUUAAAGAAAAGAUUCGACUCUCUCUCUCUCUCUCUCUCUCUCUCUC